Messenger RNA from Opisthorchis viverrini, 1461 nucleotides. RefSeq lists its product as hypothetical. The record is from RefSeq and is a predicted model, not a curated record. The coding region runs from base 1 to 1461 and encodes 486 amino acids. Lineage: Eukaryota; Metazoa; Platyhelminthes; Trematoda; Opisthorchiida; Opisthorchiidae. The transcript is spliced from 8 exons.
AUGGAUGAACUGAUCACACUGCAUAGGUUGCGCUGGCUUGGCCACGUGUUGCGUAUGCCAGUCGACCGACUUCCUCGAAGGGCUCUUUUCACACAACAACGUGAAGGGUGGAAACGAGCCAGAGGUGGUCAAACAAUGACUUGGCAGAGAACUGACCCGGUCACUGUCGUCUUCCGGGAUGGAGACCAUGAGACGGGCCACAUCAGUGGUUGGAUACAUUAUCAGACAUGGCCUAGUUGCGCCCUCAAUGAUGCUCGUGAACCCAAGCUAUUGCCUUCAAUGCAUAGCUUCCUUCCCUUUCCUUCACAUAACAGCCCAGUGCUGUAUUUACGCAAUAAUUUAGCAGCUCCCUCCUCCGAUGCGCAUCUCACUACUUCACCUCCCCGAAAUACGGUGAACGAAACUGUGGAACCCACGACCACUGUACGACAAUUUUCUACGCAUGUCACCCUGUCCAUGGUAAAGGCCGCAUUGAUUCCUCGAAGUGGUGUAUUUGACCUCAUGCAAAUUGCAGUAACCAGAGAAGAAAAUGUCUUCUGUAACAGCAAAUGCGCCACUUAUGCAGCAUGCACUAGCCCGUGUAAUGCUCAGGAACAAGUUGCGAGAAACCUGACACCUUGGUGGGAAAUUGAAAAGUACAAUCUACCAGAAACCAAGAGACACAGGAACCAUCUUAAGCUGUUUAUCAGCACACCCAAAGUUUGUGUACGCCAGUAUUUUCUCAUCGAUGUUUCGUUGAUAUCUAGACCCAGUGAAGAAUGGUUUGGCACAGCAAUCAUUACAUAUAAAACAGGAACAUCGGACGUUAUUCGAAGGUUGUUAAACUUAGCCAACAUUCGAGUAGCUUUUCAGAAGGGAAAAACGCUACGCUCAGUUUUGGCGCAAUUGAAAGAUCCCUUGCCGGUUGAAAGGGCUGGGGACUGUGUGUAUAAAAUUAACUGCAACGAGUGUGCCGUUUGCAUAGGGCAAACUGUUAGGGAAUUGCACACCAGAAUUGAUGAGCAUAAAAGAAGGAUAAAAGAACCAACAAGGAAUGCAGAAGAAUGCCAAAAGCUGGUCAAUGGCCCAGCGAUGGUGGUACAUGCCUUAGACACGGGACAUAGAAUGGAUCUGGAGAAUGUUGAAGUUUUAAGACGGGGACUGCGAUUCACACCACAGCGGCUGAUAGCCGAGGCGGUGGAAAUUACUAACCAUCAUAGUGUGAAUAGAAUCGAGGGUGUGGAACUGGUUUCGCCCCAGACGAAUCAUAGAUCUUGUCCUAAUGUGGCUUUACUUCAACUGCUAAACCACCGUCGCCGUCCGAAGAGGCUGGAGAAAAUGCCUCUGGUGGUCCGACCAGGCGAUGGGAAACUUGGUAGCCGCGAAGAUCACCAUGACUUCUUUCUGGUGGAUCCCAUGCAAGCUCCAAAACUGCGAAUGCUGCUUUCGGAUCUUUUACACCGGGAGGAAGAGCUCGCCUGA